This is a messenger RNA of Rotaria sordida, 627 nucleotides long. NCBI's taxonomy places the organism in Eukaryota, Metazoa, Rotifera, Eurotatoria, Philodinida, Philodinidae. The record is from the annotation of a GenBank genome assembly.
AUGGCUAAUCGAAGAAAAUUGCAACCGUGGUUCAAAUAUUUAAAAUUGUUUCUGACCGCAUUUUUUAAAUUACCGCCAACUGAAUAUCAAACGGUGUGGCGUGGUAUUCCCGAAGAUUUAAGCACCCUUUAUCCGACGGGUAAAGAAUUUACAUGGUGGGGAAUAAGUUCGUGUACUUCUUCAAUCAAUGUACUCGAAUCCUUACAAUAUGUGGGAACUUCUGGCGCAAGAACAAUGUUCUCCAUUGAGACCAAUAAUGGGAAACUUAUUCGAUCACAUUCCUAUUUCCCAGAAGAGAAUGAAAUUCUUCUUCCUCCAGGCAUAUAUCUCAAAGUGAUCGAUACGUCUAGCUCGGUUAAUGGUUUACAUGUCAUUCAUCUUCGUGAAAUUCUACCAUCGUAUAAAAUGCUUGCAGUUCCUUUUGAUCUCAGUCAAUGGCAACAAGGUUUACCUGAAUCGAAAUCAUCAUCACAUACAUCAAGUUCACAAAAAAAGGAAGAAAAAUAUUCCACAGUAAGUGUUACACCCAAACCAUCUGGACAAGUAUCGUCAACAAAAGGUAAGUUAAUUUGUAUUGUUAAAGAUGAGAAAGGUUCUAUAAAAAAACAUUUGCUUAUGAAAUAUUGA